CCUCUCUUUUCCUUUCCUUUUCAGCAGAAAGCUUACCCUACCUUUUCCCCUUCCACAUACUAUGCACAUUUGAAGUGUGUGUAUUCCCCCCCUCAUAUAUUUAUUGCCCAUAUAACAUAUACUCACAACCAGCCAACAAUAACAACAGCAACUGCUACCCCCCCCCCCGUGGAUUCCUGUUCUUUCGCUCUCUAAACACAAACGGAAAGAAAAGAACCAAGAAAAAAGAGCAACCCCAUCGUUCCUUUUUAUAUUAUUUAUUCUUAUAAUAGCUAAUUGCGAGAUACCUAGCAACACUAUAUACAUACACUAUCACCAUCAUCGAUCAUCAUCGUCAUCAUGGCUGCGACGCAAAUAUCAACCGCCUUUUCCUUCUGCUACGCCCCUCCAGCAUCGAGCGACCACACCGCCUUCAUCGACAGCGACUAUUUCGCCAGGCGCGAGGCCACCAUGUCCGACCUGCGAGAUACCUGCAAUAACGUCAUGGCUCGCCACUGCUGUCAAAUUGCUCUCACCGCAGCACCUGAUACAACGCUGGCCUCGAUUAAGCCACAAACCAUUCACGUCGAUAAGCCGACUGACUACAACCUGACAUUGACCGGUCCACUUAACACGGUCAUGGCCGCUCGAGGUGAUUUGCUUGCCAAUUGCCCUCUAAAGAUCAACGUUACCCUAAAGAUUCCCGUAAAGGAUUUCCCAACGACCACUGUCGCCCAAAAGCAAUUCGACAAGGUUGAAAGUGAGACCGACACACGCAUCGUCAUUGUACCACCGCCACCACAUCGCUCAGCCUUGACUUCUGAGAACAGAGUAUCGAUUGUGAUUACAGGUCUACCCGAUCUGGCCGAAUAUGCCCGUGUCCGUGUUUUAGUAGCGCUUGACGAGAUUUCCAAUUUACGAUCAGAUAUCCUACGUGUGCCGUUGAAGCUCCAUAACCUCAUAUGCGGUCGAAAGCGAGCUGGUUUACAGCCAAUUAUCGAAGAAACGUCGACCAACAUUUAUUUCCCUUCUCCGUUCGGUGACCUAUCGUCUGUCGAGGCGGGCAUGGAUGUUGCCGUGGUAACCGACGGCGGGGCGACCCCGUUGCUAGAGGAACUGUCGCCACCCAUCUACAUUACAGGCGAGCCUGUAAACGUUACUAGAGUAAAAGAAAUGCUGAGCAAGUUGGCCAUUCAAAAGGCAAAGUCUAUGUACCAUAAGGAUGCUGUUCUCCAUGCUCGCAAACUAGAUUGGAUGCUUCUGCAUCGCCGGGAUGAGCUGCGCAAGAUCAUGCAUGACAAUGGGUCCUACAUUGCGUUCCCGCCAAUCGGCUCGGGUAUGGGCACGGUUACUGUCUAUGCAGAAAAUCGCGUCAAUGCAGAGCGUACUUUACGAUCGCUCAAUUUCUUGGCCUGUACCAUCUACGAAGCUUACUUUUACUUCAAUAAUCGAGAUAACGCUAUCUUUGGUCCCGAAGGAACGACGCACGACUUUUUCGGCUCAAUCAACAACAUUGCUGGUUUGCUAGUGCAGUUGUCGCAAGCAUCCGGCGCUGAGGUCAUGUAUAAGGAUGAAAUUGGCUGCAUCGAGGUGUUCGGCACCGAGCGGGACGUACGCAAUGUCUACCAACGAGUUCACGAAAUGGCAUUUUUGAAGGUGUUCCAUCAAAACACGGUGUUCAACAUUGAGUUAUCCAACGACCAGCGCGAAUUUAUUAGCGGAAAAAAGAGCGGCAAAAUCAACAAAAUCAUGAAGACGACAGGUGCCAAGAUCAAGUUUAAUGCAUUCAGCGACUACAACUUCGUCAUCGAAGUCGAAAGCAGCAGUGUCAUUAAGGCGCUCGACGGCCUGUCGAUGCUUCAGGAUGAGCUUCCAGCCGAAAUUUCGUUCUACGUUCCGGAAAUGUAUCACAAGCGUAUCAUUGGUGUAGGUGGAAAAAACAUUCAAAGAAUCAUGAAAAAGUACGGUGUCUACGUCAAGUUCUCGAACGCCGAGGAAUUUGCAGCACUCGGCGGAUACUACGACAAUGACGACAAUGUGGUCGCACGCACACCAAUGAAGAACCAAGUGAAUUUGGACAACUUGCGCCACGCGGUGAUGGAAUUGAUCACGCAGCGCGACAAGGACUAUGUAACUCAGGUUGUUCACGUCCCUUUCCGGAUGCAUCGCCAGCUGCUCCGUGACCAAGGCAGUUACUUUGCCGAACUCAGCAAAAAGACUUUGACGCGCAUCAUGUGGCCGGAUCACGAAUUGGCGAGCGAUUGUGUGACGCUUGUGGGACCUUCCACAGAAAUCGAACAUGCAGUUGAACUGGUACAAGCCAUUGUACCCGAAGUAUACGAAUUAUGCGUGCCACGGUCGGCUGCUUUGACUGCAGCAUUAGCGUCCGAUGCAUUCCAAGAAGUCAUUGUUGCUAGAAUUGAACGCGAGUUUGGUAUUCGUGUGGAUGUACAGUCAGCGCCCGUACACCCACCCCCUCCGUCCAUCUCGUCCUCGUCUCCUUCGCCUACAGCGACGGCGUUGGCAUCGCAACAUCAGUCACCGACGAUGGGUAACAACAAUGCUACAACAGCAUCGUCCACGACAGCACCACUGGCAGCAACGCCAACAACACCAUCUACCACGACGGCAGCACCAGCAGUAGUUAGUAGCGUGACCAACAGCGCGCCCACGUCUCCUUCUCGUUCGACACCGGCGCCUUCUUCUAAUGGAUCGCCCGUUGUGCCCGACAGCACUGACUUUACUAUUCCCUUGAAGACCAUAAAGAGCAAUAUUGGGAACUUGCCAGCAGCUCUGGAUAUCCUCAUCAGCUACCUGCGCAACCACAAUGUGACGCUGUACGAGACAGUUACCCCCAAGGCUAGCAGAACGACUCCUACUACGAACCAUGCAUCCUCUCUAAGUAGCGCCUCGCUUGUCGACAGUUUUAGUCAUUUUGGCAGCAAGGUCUUGCCUUCUGUUUCUGACAUCGGUGGCUCCCAAAAGCUGCAUCAUCACAACAGUUUCUCGAGCUUUUCAUUGUUUGAUUUCGCACCCAGCGGCACUACCACCAAUAGUGCUGCUCCUAGCGCAGCACACACAGCAUUCGAUGCUCCUUGGAACAGUUUCAGAGACAUGAACUCGCCUCGGACGGUCGAGAACAUUCGUGCGAUCUUUGAUUCACCUGUCAACAACAAACACGACGACCUUAACACGAAACACCGCAUGAGCAUGCCUGUCCUUGGCACCCAGACCGGUGCACCUGGACUAGGCGUGUUUAGACCACCUGGAGUAGUGAGUAGUGGAACGUCAUCGAUUCCCGGCGCCGAUAUAUGGCUGCCACAAAUGUCGCCCCUUUCAUCCACAAGUGCUACUACUAGCAGCAGUGCUACUAAUUUCGGUGCAGCCGGUGGCGGUGGCGGAUAUGGUGGACAUCAUGGAAGCGCUGCGUCUGCUUUUGGUGAUAGCAAGGGACGAAACAGUAACAGUAGCAGCAGUAGCGGCAGGAUGUUUGGUAGUGGAGGUGGAGAAUCCACGUUGGCUACAGGAAGCUUUUAUCAACCAUACCCGGUCAUCGGAAGCGGGUUGCAUUCCGAUUUCCAUCCCAACAACAGCACGCAACAUCAACAACCACAACAACAGCAACAACAACAACAACAACAACAUCAACAACAACAUCCACAUCCACAUCCACAACAGCAUCUCAAUCAUCAUCAUCAUUUCAACACUAUCUGCCCUACAUCUUCCACUUCGACCGGGAGCAACACUUCCAUGCACUCCACGUCCGAGUCGUCUGCUGCCUUAGAGAAUGAUUUGCGCCAUUUCAGCAGACACCAACAAAAGCGUUGUUAAAAAAAUCCCCCCCCUCCCUUUUUCUCUUUUAUUAUUUUUUUUUUAUCUUUCUUCUAUAUAAACUCAUUUGUUGUACCUUUUCUGUCUUUCUUUCUCUUAAAUAUUAUAACCAGCUUCACUCCACUUCCAAUUCACAUAUUCUACAAGCACUUACCCACCCCCCUUUACACAUCUUCUUCUAUCCCUAUUCCCCCUCGGUGAUUUCUCUCUUUUGUUGAAUGAAAGAUGGCUCAAACGGGAAGCGGCUCGAAGAGUUGGAAUUCCCCCCCCCCUCCCCUUCUUUGCAAAGUGGUG
Zychaea mexicana is the source of this 4104-nucleotide messenger RNA. RefSeq lists its product as uncharacterized. The transcript is spliced from 8 exons. Lineage: Eukaryota; Fungi; Mucoromycota; Mucoromycetes; Mucorales; Lichtheimiaceae. Gene Ontology annotation, cellular component: cytoplasm; nucleus. Bases 340 to 3810 code for a protein of 1156 amino acids. The record is from RefSeq and is a predicted model, not a curated record. Gene Ontology annotation, molecular function: mRNA binding. Gene Ontology annotation, biological process: nuclear division.